UCUUUAUUAUUGCCACAUUUUUUUUGUCGUUUUCUACCUCCUAUCCUCUUCUUUCUAACCUUUUCCUGUUACUGCCAGCAACACAAAAACGAGGCAUUUGCAUGGAUUCGCAUAUUUUUAUUGCCACUGCUCAACCAGACGGUGGAGAACUGGCAGCUCAGCUCGUGUGUUUAUUCUCUGUAUCCAUUUUAUCGACUCUCUUUGGGGUAAAGACCUUCAACGUCCAAUUUACCUACCUCAGUUAUUCGCGAUGGCUCGUUUUGGCCCUGUAUGUUUGCUCUUGGGCCUUUUGCGUUUCCAGUAUUGUCCUUAUAUCGACCAACAACAACAAUUAUCUAUCGUGCAUGUUGUCUAUCAUGGCAUGCGAUAUUUUCUAUUCUGGAACCAAGCUUGUGAUGUAUUCAUGGCUGACUGAGAAAGUCUGGGUUGUGUCUUCUGUUCGCCAAUCGCGCUGGAGAACCAAAUCUUAUCGAUUCCAUGUCAUCCUAAUGACACCUUAUAUUGCCAUUUUUACUCUGAUGCUUAUCUUCCAUAUUGCCGAAAUUACCGAAACCGGAAUCUGCAUCAUUGGUCUACAGCCGGUUGCCAGUAUACCAUUGCUAGUAUACGAUUUCGUGUUUAAUUUGUACAUGACCAUCCUCUUCAUCAAACCCCUCGUAAGGAUUGGCAAAGGCGCGGCUAUUGAUUGGAGAAAUUCUCGAUUGCACGACGUGGCCCAAAGAACGCUGGUCGCUUCAGUGGUGUGCCUUGUCGUUUCUUUUGCAAAUGUGUUUACCUUGAUCCUCUUCGGAGGCCGAGAACGGGGACUACUGUGUUUGACAUGCUGUGCUGUUGAUGUUGUCAUUAAUGUAGCGACCAUUCACUGGGUCACCACCAAUCCUGCAGGCAAGACGGCCAAGGACAGCCAGACCGUCGAUGAUUCCAACCACUAUACGGCCCAAGCUGCAAUCACUACCACGCACUCCACCGCAGCACCGACCAAGCUACCGCCACGAUUACGACAGGAUUCCACAGAGUAUAACUUUACCGGCGACAUGGAUCGGACCUUUGCAUUAGACUACGCCUAUCCCCAAUCCUAUGAUCCCGUCUCCAAAUACGUCACUCGAAAAGAACAGCUGCGAUUCGCAUCAAAAGAAUCCGAUGCCAUAAACGAGAAAGUGCAAGACACCGAUGAUAUGGCUGAAGAAAAUCGAUCUUCCUUUUCCCGGUCAGGUUCUCAUAAUAGUCGAUUUUCCUUGACGAAAACAAUUAUCCCAAGCUUCUAGACAUAUCGUUUUACUAUUUUUUCCCCCUAUACUUCUUGUAAUGACUAACGCUAUCCACCAUGGUUCCUUCCUUUUGUCCCUUAUUUCCUUCUUCCGCUGACUCUUAUCUGUAACAUAUGAUUAAAUA
Messenger RNA from Radiomyces spectabilis, 1392 nucleotides. RefSeq lists its product as uncharacterized. The record is from RefSeq and is a predicted model, not a curated record. Bases 102 to 1265 code for a protein of 387 amino acids. The transcript has 6 exons. NCBI's taxonomy places the organism in Eukaryota, Fungi, Mucoromycota, Mucoromycetes, Mucorales, Radiomycetaceae.